GCGCACUUGUCGGUGAUAUUUCAACAAUUGGUAAAGCGUAGUGCGCUAUUUUGUCCUAAAAUUUCGGGAAACAUGUCUUCGAAAACUCAACUAAAACUUGCACCAACUGUUAAACUUAACAAUGGUUACGAAAUGCCUGUCUUGGGCUUGGGCACCUAUGAGUCUAAGAACAAUGAGGGCGAGAAAGCUGUGAAACAUGCCAUUGACAUUGGUUAUCGUCACAUUGAUACUGCAUACUUCUACCAAAAUGAGGCAGAGAUCGGCAAGGCCAUACGUGAUAAGAUAGCCGAGGGAGUGGUCAAGCGCGAGGAUAUUUUUUUGGUCACUAAGCUUUGGAACAUUCAUCACGAAGCGGACCGCGUUGAGGGUGCUUGUCGCAAGCAGUUGGCACUCUUUGGUCUAGAUUACAUCGACCUGUAUUUGAUGCAUCUACCAGUUGGGUAUAAGUUUGUUAGUGAAGAGGUUUUGCUGCCCAAGGAUGAAAAGGAUGUGCUGCAACUUAGCGAUGUUGACUAUUUGGACACUUAUAAGGCUAUGGAGAAGCUUGUAAAGCUGGGUUUGGUGCGCAGCAUUGGCGUGUCCAACUUCAACAGCGAGCAGAUUCAACGUAUCCUCGACAAUUGUGAGAUAAAGCCAGUAACCAAUCAGGUCGAGUGCUCACCGGCUCUUAAUCAGAAGCCCCUUACCGCCUUCUGUAAGGAGCGUGGCAUUACAUUGACUGCCUACUCACCAUUGGGACGCCCAGCACCAGCUGAGCAGAAACCCGAAUUUAUAUAUUCGCCCAAAACCCAGGCCAUAGCCAAGAAAUAUGGCAAGACGGCUCCACAAAUUGUGUUACGAUAUCUGGUGGAGCUGGGCGUUAUACCCAUACCGAAGUCAUCGAAUGUGUCGCGCAUCACAGAAAAUUUUGACAUCUUCGACUUUGAGCUAAGCGCUGAAGAUCGGGCUGUGCUCGACAGCUUCCAUACAGGAGUGCGCCUGGUGCCAUUCAACCUAAUAAAGCCCCAAAACCACAAAUAUUACCCCUUCGCUAUCGAGUACUAACCGUGAAUGACGUAUAUCCUAGCUUACCCAAAAAUGAAUGUUAAAAGAAGGCACAACAUGCGGUUGGUUCUGAAUUAAAGCACAUUCUUACAUUUUA
Molecule: messenger RNA, 1141 nt
Organism: Scaptodrosophila lebanonensis
Lineage: Eukaryota; Metazoa; Arthropoda; Insecta; Diptera; Drosophilidae
Product: 1,5-anhydro-D-fructose reductase
Exons: 4
Coding region: 73-1044 (323 amino acids)
Cellular component (GO): cytosol
Molecular function (GO): aldose reductase (NADPH) activity
Source: RefSeq, a predicted model, not a curated record